GCGUCACAUAGUUCGAUAGAACUUCACGCUUCCCUUGAAAUCGAUCGUGUUAACGAACUUAAUGUUUAUUAAAUUCUCGUAUUUUUCUAAAGUACAUCCGUUUCGUCGUGAACGAUAUCCUGGAGCAUGCGUCGCCCCGACUCAGCGCAGCGCGGCGCGGCGUCCCGGCAUCCAAGCGACGUGCCUACGAAACUCGUCGCGGAACUCUUCAGUCAGCGUCGCGACGCGUUGCAAACGUCUUUUCGUUCGUUCGACUGGAAAUCGGUACAAGAUCGACAACUUGCACAAUUUUCAAUACGCGUACAUUUUUACCUGUAACUGUGCCGUUAACGAUUGUUUCCGAUCACGUGCUAUUAAAGCGUACUAUUAAAUGUGUCUCCGAAGGCGCGCGACGUGCAGCGAAUAAUCCUAAUCCAAACGAAUCACACCGUCUACAAUGGAAAUAACCAGUGAGAAGAUGAGAGAAUUCGCCGGCGGAUAGAAAAUGGCUGCGUAUAAGUUGUCCGGAAGAGCACGUUCGGAUUCCUCGGUGAAAUAAAGAAGAGAGAGAGUUAUCGUAGGUGCGAGCAGUGACUAAUCACGCGUCCGGAUUCCUCCAAUGUCCGAGUGCUUAUUCGUAAUGAAUCGCGAGUCACCGUUGCACCUGUUGCAUCGCCAACUAUUUUCUACGUAAUCCAGUUGCACGAUAGUUGGCUUGAGAUUUGCGAACCCGCAGGAGAACACCCGAUGAGACACACGGAAGCCGCGACCAAGCCGGCUAACACGUGCAACGCUCGAUGUUCGACGUAUAGAUUCACCAGAUGUAAGAUGAAAUGAACGAUUUGGUUCGAAGUUGGGGCAGCUGUAAAUGCGAGAAACAGCGAGGAAAAGAGUGCGUGGCAGAGAGGGGCAGAAGCAAAAUGAUGGAUACAGUGAACGUAACAGGCGCGGGGACACGAAUAUGCCUAGUGGAAGAUUUCGAAGUAUCGGAGGAUCCUCGAACUCCGUCUUUGAGACGAAUCAGCUACGGCAUUAUCCUGCCUACCAUCUGUUGCUUUGGAAUCGUCGGCAAUAUUUUAAACUUGGUAGUGCUUACCAGGCGCAAUAUGCGAGGAACCGCUUACAUCUACAUGAGAGGUUAUUCAGCAGCCGCGCUUCUCGCAAUUUUGUUCUGCAUCCCUUUCGCACUCAGGGUCCUUAUUCAUAAAGAAACAGGCCGAUGGAGAAAUUGGAUGCAAGCUUUCUAUCAUACUCAUCUCGAACUUUUCUUAGGGAAUGGCUGUUUAGGGGUUGGAGUGAUGAUGCUGCUAGCACUGACGGUGGAACGUUACGUUAGCGUUUGUCGGCCUGGUCAGUACACUCGUCCGCUCUGUGGGCCUCCGCAUUUAACGGUGGCUCUCAUUCCCCUUGCAACGUUUCUGGUUUAUCUUCCGAGUGUGUUUCGCGAAGAAAUUACCACUUGUCUUCUGGCACCGGAUGGACCGGUUAUUUAUCAAAAGAGGGAAAAUCAGUCGUAUCUCGACUCGAUGUUUUAUCAGGUAUACAAGGUAAUUUUGGAGAUCGUUUUCAAAGUAGCGCCGACGAUACUUCUGGCUGGCUUCAAUCUUCGAAUAAUGAUAGUCUAUCGGCGAUCCUGCGAACGUCGUCGGCGAAUGACACUGUCCAGGACAGCGAGCAACGACGAAGAUCCGAGAACGUUCGCGGAAGAGAGAAGACUCGUGCUUCUUCUAGGCAGUACCAGCAUAUUGUUUCUGGUCUGCGUUAGUCCUAUGGUAAUUCUGAAUGUCACAUUGAGGGAGAGCAAUCUCAGUCACUAUCCUUACCAGGUGUUUCGCGCUCUGGCCAAUUUGCUAGAGGUAAUCAAUUACUCGAUUACCUUUUACAUCUACUGCAUGUUCUCGGAGGAUUUUCGAAACACCUUGAUCCGCACUCUGCAGUGGCCCUGCAGGAAAACCAGCCACGAGGGACGAGGACUUCCGAUGAAACGUUCCUCCAUACCGAGACCGACCACCACCACCACUACCACUACUACCAUCACCACCACCGCACUACCGACAACCGCCGUUGCGACUCCUGGUCAUUUAACGCGUGCCAGCGUUUACUGGCGUUUAGUCUCUCUCUUCCUAUCCUAUCCGCAUCAAAGUCAUCUGAAAGGAGAGAAACCGUGCGAAACCGAAUUUUCCCAACCGCAAAACUCCGACGCGGUAUAUCAGUCUACUUCCUCCGGCAGUGCUUUAACAAGCAUCCCGCGGUUGUUAAAUAUCAUAACGCGAUAUCGGAUACAUCGGCAAAUAUUAGUAUAUCGCGACUCGCGUUUUGCUUAUGGAACGAACUCGAACCAACGCGAUAUCGAACUAUCGUUUCUGCCGUCGAAGCUCUCCAACAAGAAGAUUCACCGAUUUUUCACUGUGAUGCAUUCCACCCUUAUCGGUUCGGCGACCGAACCACAAAUUUACAGUUCCGACUGAUAUUUCCACGAUCUUGUCAAUCGCUAGCGAGAUCGGCUCGUGCUAAUAUCGACGCGGAACGAAAGGAAACGGAACGAAACAGAACGAGACGGAACGAAACGGAACGAAACAGAGCGGAGAUAUCGCGUUGGUUACAACCGUUACCUUCCCGAAUUAUAUUCGGUUGGCAAUAAGUGAUUGCGGAUGUUGCCAUUAGAUGGUAUUGACAAAAUCCGCAAUCACUUAGUUGCCAAUCUAAUAUAUGCACGUGCUACCGAUUCAUAGAUUAAAAUUUUGGCGGCCAUUUUUUGUCACUGAGAUCUUCCCGCAUUUCCGAGGAGACUUUCCUACGCUCUGUUAUGAAAGCAAACCUAUUUUGUCGAGAUUCAAAUCAAAUUUCGUUCCGAUCGUUCUACGACGAAGGUGCAGACGAUUCUGCGCUUCUAUAUCUUGUUUUCUAUACAUGACACGAUGGUAAAAAGAGUACGCGCAAAGUGCGACAAGCAAGCUCGAUACUUCCGCGAUAGAACAGUUCUGAACACAAAGCGAUGCGUCAAGAAUGGAGCGGAAAUGUAUUCGAAAUGUAAGAGAACGGAUUUAAUAAAAGGUAUUUGCCAACGUUC
Bombus impatiens (common eastern bumble bee) is the source of this 3049-nucleotide messenger RNA. Its product is annotated as probable G-protein coupled receptor B0563.6. NCBI's taxonomy places the organism in Eukaryota, Metazoa, Arthropoda, Insecta, Hymenoptera, Apidae. Gene Ontology annotation, molecular function: G protein-coupled receptor activity. Bases 813 to 2447 code for a protein of 544 amino acids. Gene Ontology annotation, biological process: G protein-coupled receptor signaling pathway. Gene Ontology annotation, cellular component: membrane. The transcript is spliced from 7 exons. The record is from RefSeq and is a predicted model, not a curated record.